AUGGUAACUGGCUAUCAGCGCAUGAGAACCCUAGGGAUGGGGGCCUGUGCCAGCAGUGAGACAGAGAGUGAAGCAGGAGACAUUAUGGACCAGCAAUAUGAAGAGAUGAACAACAAACUCAACUCGGUCACGGACCCCACUGGCUUUCUGCGGAUGGUUCGCCGCAAUAACCUCUUUAACAGGAGCUGUCAGAGCAUGACGAGCCUGUUCAGUUACACCAUGUCGCCGACCCAGGAUGGGACCUCGUCACUUCCCAGAAGGCAGAGCUCGUUCGCCAAGCCCCCGCUCCGUGCCCUAUAUGACCUGCUCAUCGCUCCCAUGGAAGGGGGCCUGAUGCACUCCAGCGGCCCCGUGGGCCGGCACCGGCAGCUGAUCCUGGUCCUGGAGGGUGAGCUCUACCUCAUCCCCUUCGCCCUCCUGAAGGGAAGCUCCUCCAACGAGUACCUUUAUGAGCGCUUCGGCCUUGUCGCAGUACCCUCCAUCCGCUCCCUCAGCCCACAGGCCAAGUCUCACCUGCGGAAGACCCCGCCUGCGUACUCCAGCUCCACAUCUAUGGCGGCUGUCAUCGGCAACCCCAAGCUGCCAUCAGCAGUGAUGGACAGGUGGCUGUGGGGGCCGAUGCCGUCGGCCGAGGAGGAAGCCUACAUGGUGUCUGAGCUGCUGGGCUGCCAGCCCUUGGUGGGCAGUGUGGCCACCAAGGAGAGGGUCAUGAGUGCCCUGACCCAGGCUGAGUGCGUCCACUUCGCCACCCACAUCUCUUGGAAAUUGUCAGCCUUGGUCCUCACACCCAGCAUGGAUGGCAACCCUGCCAGCAGCAAGAGCUCCUUCGGCCACCCCUACACAAUCCCGGAGUCCCUGCGGGUGCAGGAUGACACCAGCGACGGGGAGAGCAUUUCGGACUGCCCACCCCUGCAGGAGUUGCUGCUCACUGCCGCAGACAUCCUGGACCUGCGGCUGCCGGUGAAGCUGGUGGUGCUCGGCUCCUCCCAGGAGUCUAACAGCAAGGUCACAGCCGAUGGGGUCAUCGCGCGGACACGGGCCUUUCUGGCUGCCGGUGCUCAGUGUGUCCUCGUGGCUCUGUGGCCUGUGCCAGUGGCUGCUUCCAAGAUGUUUGUCCACACCUUCUACUCAUCCCUGCUGAACGGCCUGAAGGCCAGCGCCGCCCUGGGGGAAGCCAUGAAGGCGGUGCAAGGCAGCAAGGCCUUCUCACACCCCUCCAACUGGGCAGGUUUCAUACUCAUCGGGAGUGACGUGAAGCUGAACAGUCCCUCGUCACUCAUUGGCCAGGCCCUCACAGAGAUCCUACAACACCCGGAGCGUGCGCGGGACGCCCUGCGAGUGCUGCUGCACCUGGUGGAGAAGUCCCUGCAGCGCAUCCAGAAUGGGCAGCGCAACGCCAUGUACACAUCCCAGCAGAGCGUGGAGAACAAGGUGGGCGGCAUCCCUGGCUGGCAGGCCCUCCUCACCGCCGUGGGCUUCCGGCUGGACCCCCCGGCCAGUGGCCUGCCAGCUGCCGUCUUCUUCCCCACCUCCGACCCGGGUGACCGGCUUCAGCAGUGCAGCAGCACCAUCCAGUCCCUGCUGGGUCUGCCCAACCCUGCCCUCCAAGCCCUCUGUAAACUCAUCACUGCCUCAGAGACAGGCGAGCAGCUUAUCAGCCGGGCUGUUAAAAAUAUGGUUGGAAUGCUCCACCAGGUGCUGGUUCAGCUCCAGGCCGGCGAGAAGGAGCAGGACUUCGCGUCAGCCCCCAUUCAGGUCUCCAUCAGCGUCCAGCUGUGGCGGCUCCCUGGAUGUCACGAAUUCCUGGCAGCUCUCGGUUUUGAUCUCUGUGAAGUUGGUCAGGAGGAAGUAAUCCUGAAAACCGGGAAGCAAGCCAACCGACGAACCGUGCACUUUGCGCUGCAGUCCCUGCUGGCUCUGUUUGAUUCUACCGAGCUGCCCAAGCGCCUCAGCCUGGACAGCUCAUCCUCCCUGGAGUCUCUGGCAUCGGCUCAGUCUGUCUCCAAUGCCCUGCCCUUGGGCUACCAGCACCCUCCCUUCUCUCCCACGGGCACAGACAGCAUCGCCUCAGACGCCAUCUCCGUGUACAGCCUGAGCUCCAUCGCCUCCUCAAUGAGCUUUGUCUCCAAGCCUGAGGGUGGGUCAGAGGGUGGGGGUUCUAGAGCACGGCAGGACCAUGACCGGUCCAAGAAUGCUUACUCGCAGCGAUCUACCCUGCCCCGGAGCCAGCUGUCCCCCCAGACCCGCCCUGCCGGCAACAAAGACGACGAGGAAUACGAAGGGUUUUCUAUCAUCAGUACUGAGCCUUUGGCACCCUACCAAGAAAACAGAAAGACAUGCUUCUCACCGGAUCAGAAGCAGUUGAGAGUUGGGACAGCUGCGGGUGUGAAGGCCUCAAUCAGCUCCAAAGGAAGUAUGAGCACUCCAAACUCUCCAGUUAAAAUGACCCUCGUUCCCAGCCCAAACUCACCCUUCCAAAAGGUUGGAAAACUGGCAAGUUCAGAUACAGGAGAAUCAGACCAGUCGAGCACAGAGACAGAUAGUACUGUGAAAUCCCAAGAAGAAAACAACCCAAAGCUUGAUCCUCAAGAGUUAGCCCAGAAAAUUCUAGAGGAGACGCAAAGCCAUCUUAUUGCGGUGGAACGUCUUCAGAGGAGCGGCAGUCAGGCGAGCAAGAGUCAUAACCCAGAAGAUGGCAUUUCUGUGCCAAACAGUGCUGCCGUCUUCAGAGCGUCAGAAACAAGUGCGUUCAGCAGGCCCGUGCUCUCUCAUCAGAAGAGUCAACCGUCACCAGUUCCUGUUAAGCCAAAGCCCCCAGCCAGGAGCUCAUCCCUACCCAAGGUGAGUUCUGGAUACAGCAGCCCCACCACCUCAGAGAUGUCCAUCAAAGAAGACAGCCCGAGCCAGCACAGCGGCCGGCCAUCGCCUGGCUCUGACUCCCAGACUUCCCUGAUGGAUCAGCCUCUCUUUAAACUGAAGUACCCCAGCUCUCCUUACAGUGCUCACAUUUCCAAAUCUCCGAGAAACAUGUCCCCAAGCUCAGGGCAUCAGUCUCCUGCUGGUAGUGCACCAUCCCCAGCUCUAUCCUACUCCUCAGCUGGCUCCACUCGCUCGAGCCCUGCUGAUGCUCCAGACAUAGACAAACUGAAAAUGGCAGCCAUUGACGAAAAAGUGCAGGCCGUCCACAACCUGAAGAUGUUCUGGCAGAGCACGCCCCAGCAUUCCUCGGGACCAAUGAAGAUCUUCCACGGGACCCCCGGAACGAUGACUUCCAAAAGAGAUGUCCUCAGUCUGUUAAAUCUGUCACCACGGCACAACAAGAAGGAGGAGGGAGUAGAUAAGCUUGAACUCAAGGAGCUGUCUUUGCCGCAACACGGCGAAGCACCACAAAAAGCCCCUCCCAACGGACACUGGCGCACGGAGACUACCACACUGAGCACACUGCCACUGCCCGCCAGCCCUCCUGCUGCAGCCCCCACACGCCCUUUGAGACUUCCCUCUGGAAAUGGCUACAAGUUCCUGUCCCCAGGAAGAUUUUUUCCUUCUUCCAAAUGCUGAAGCCUUUUUAUGCCCAUUGACUCAGAGCACAGCAGCCCACAGACAGGGUUUCAGUGUUCAUGUCAGCCUCUUCCCUUGUCUGAGUGCAGUCACCCCCCACAACCCCCAGCAGCACCUCAUAACAGUGUGCUCUCUGGACAAAGGGCACUUCCACAUCCAAAGGCCACCACCACACACUGGUGGCUUUUCUGGCCUCCCGGCCAGAUUCUCCAAAAGCCAGGACUUCUGUGGGAUUGGUGCAAGAGGCUCGUGUGAUUUUCCACACACUUCACCAAAUGUUUACCUUUGAACUCUCUGCUUCUCAUCUUUGAUACGAUUCUUCAACAGGAUUUUGUACAAAAAUGGUCAUGGUUCUGGGGUGGGGAGAGGAGCGGGAGCACAUAUUUUGCUAAGAGGUGUAUAUGCAGUACCUUUUAUACACAGAAAUACAAAUAGCGCUUUUUUAAAGGUUUUUCAGAUGCUGGUUGGGGGUGGGAUAUAUAAAAUCUCUCUAAGUUGAAUUCUACAUGAAAGUGUGAUAUUAGCCAAAAACAGAAUAAUGGUUUUUAAAAUGCCAAUGAUUUGUAAUUAAGUUAUAGUAAUUCUGGUCUC
This is a messenger RNA of Carlito syrichta (Philippine tarsier), 4149 nucleotides long. RefSeq names its product tetratricopeptide repeat protein 28. The transcript is spliced from 12 exons. Lineage: Eukaryota; Metazoa; Chordata; Mammalia; Primates; Tarsiidae. The coding region runs from base 1 to 3558 and encodes 1185 amino acids. The record is from RefSeq and is a predicted model, not a curated record.